CGGCCGGCCCCCGCCAUGGCGAGGCGGGGUGGCGGGGCGGGGCGGAGCGCCGCCAUGGCGGAGGCCGCCAUCCUGCGGGUGAGGCACUGCCGGGCCGACAUCUUCUGCCGCCGGCCGCCGGCGCGCUGCCCCGCCUGCGGCCGCCCCCUGCGCGGCGCCGGGCUGCCCGCCGCCCCCCUGCGCCUGCCCAGCCCCUUCCGACACGGCCACCGGCAGCCCCGCGCCUUCCUCCUGCGGCCCACCGCCGGCACCUUCCUGGGAGGAUACGACGGGAAAUCGGAUCUUCAUGUGGGAAUAACCAACAGUCACGGCGUGGUGUAUAAUUACAAUGAAGAGGGCAUUCACAGAGCUGAAACUGGAUGGGAACAGUGCAUUAGUAUCCCACUAGUACAGCCAGACAUGUUUGGGCUUCUUCAGGAUUGGGACAAGCUCCUAGAGGAAUUUUCAGUGGGAGAGGCCUGGCUUCCUCACAGGUAUGAAGAACAUGACUACAACUGCUACACAUACGCACUGGCAUUCAUUAACAGUGUACUGGCCGCACAAGGGAAACAGCAAAUGAGUAAAAGUGAAUUUACAGAGAAAUUUGUGAUACCGCAGACAAAGAAAGCUUCCAAAUACAUUACUCUGCAUCAGGAGCUAACAGCUAACGAGUUCUACGUUGUACCCCUUCCCGAUCAAGAAAAACGGUGCUGAAAAUGACAAGUUGCUAUAUUAAAACAUCUGCAACGUGCAAUAGGAAAAGGAAGUCUUAAGACUCCAAAUCUCAGGGUUUAAGAUGCACAAUCUACUUAAUGUAUUUAAAAACACAAUUAACUUUACACGUUAACCUGCGCAUCAUGGAAGGAUCGGGAAAUUGAAUUUGUGCAUUUGAAUGAGUAACAUACAUACAAUGUACACACUACAGAAAAUUUCUAUGGGAACUAUUCAUACGGAAAAAUGUUUUCCUAUUUACAUUCACUAUAUGCUCUGCCGAGGCACUUAAUACCAGAAAUCUUAACUGCCAUGUAAUUAAGGGUUUUAACAAAUGAACUGUGGUAACUUAAGCUGUAGCAAACCAAAAUGUUUUCUUCCUGUCACAUCUGUUUACUGAUGAGUGAAAAAAGGGAAUUUGUGCUUGCGUACUGCUGAAAUCCAAAGACCAUGACUUAAUGCAGAUUCACUACAUGCAAAGUUAUUUUCCUUUAAUUACUAAUAAAUAUAACAACAAAUAAA
Chroicocephalus ridibundus (black-headed gull) is the source of this 1212-nucleotide messenger RNA. It is a transcript of the gene MKRN2OS, whose product is annotated as MKRN2 opposite strand. The transcript is spliced from 4 exons. Lineage: Eukaryota; Metazoa; Chordata; Aves; Charadriiformes; Laridae. The record is from RefSeq and is a predicted model, not a curated record. The coding region runs from base 16 to 693 and encodes 225 amino acids.